CAAUGGAGGAGGUAGAAGGUGUUCUCUCAUCACGGCUGGAAGAAAUGGGUGUAAAAUCGCCAACGAUGUUACCCUGGGAUCGGUUCUCCAACUGGUUGCAUUGUGCCUGCGUGGUUACUUUUGACCUGGAACUUGGACAGGCGAUGGAGCUGAUCUAUCCCAGUCACAUCAAGCUCACAGAGAAAGAGAAAAUGAACAUCUGUUACUUGUCGUUCCCUGACUCUAACUCAGGGUGUAUGGGGGACACACAGUUCCACUUCCGGAUCCGCCAGUGCCCCGGCCGACGGCAGAUGAUCCAGGCACACAGUCAGUACAACCGAGACUGCCCUGUCUCACUUCAGUCGGACAGCGCUCACUACUACGGCUUCGUCUACUUCCGCCAGACCAAGGACAAGACCAUCCGACGAGGCUACUUCCAGAAGUCCGUGGUUCUCAUCAGUCGUCUGCCCUUUGUAUCUCUGUUCAGUCAACUUGUGGGCAUCGUCGCUCCCGAGUAUUUUGAAAACGGUGAACCCAGCUUAGAAGCAGCCUGUCAUGAUAUCGAUCAGUGGCCAAUGCCGCUGCCGGGCGACACACUGAACCUCCCCAUCAUGGGCACGGUGAUACAGGUUAGAGUUCCUUGUUGCACUGACAAGGUGAUAGGGCAACCCCAGCCUCGCAUUCCCAUCCCGCAUGAUAUUCCAGCCCACACAAUACUGCCUUCAUUACAUGAAGUUGAUAUAUACAGUGCAUUUCAGUCUAUUCUACCUCAUAUUCAGCUACUGUGGGAACUGGUGCUUGUAGGAGAGCCGAUUGUUGUGAUGGCCGCCUCCCCCUCGGUCACCAGCAACUGUGUUCAAGCUUUAAUCAACUUGAUCGCCCCCCUGCGAUACUGCUCGGACUUCCGGCCUUACUUCACGAUACACGACAGCGAGUUCAAGGAGUACACCACUAAAGUACAGGCGCCCCCCUCGGUCAUCCUGGGAGUGACCAACCCUUUCUUUGCCAAGACCCUGCAGCACUGGCCUCAUAUCAUCAGGAUCGGGGAGAUGGGUGGGAUAGGCAGUUCCCCAAAGCCUUUCAACAAAUUAAAGAAAGCAAGUGCCCUGAAGACCUUGGACUCAAAGCCAGGUGUAUACACACGUUACAAAGCCUUUCUGAGUAAGGACAAGGCAAUUCUCAAGAGACUCAUAAAGGGACAGAUGCAUCGACCUGUGGAGGCCCAGAACGCCAUCCUGCGGCGCCAUUACCUGGAGCUGACACAGAGCUUCAUGAUCCCCCUGGAACGUUAUAUGGCAAGUCUCAUGCCCCUGCAGAGAAAUAUCUCACCACACAAGGCACCUCCACAUCUACGACCUUUUGACCCUGAUGAGUUCCUCCGGACAGUGGAAACCUCGGGGCCACAACUGACGUCCGGCACCAAGGGGGACUGGGAGGGCCUGUACAGACGGUUCUUCCGCUCGCCCAACUUCGAGGGCUGGUACUUUGAGAGGCAGCAGGAGGUGAACAAGAAGCUUCAGAUUCUCCACAUGGACGUGCUGUGUAGUGCGAACCUCGUGGACUGGGUCGCGGACAAGGAGGAGGUGGAGGUGGUGGAUCUCAUACUGCGACUCCGAGAAAAGAUGAGAUUUGCGGGAAACAAUCAACUAAUCGUGGCAAAGGACAGUAUACAGAAACUGCAAUCUCAUCUAGACAGUAUAAUCACAUCUCUCCCAGAAGAUCUGCAGGUUGUUCUCAAAACAUGACCUUCACCUUCACAGUAGGUCAAGGUCGUAAUGGAUGUGCAAGGCAGGCUACAUUGACCUCUGUGAGGUCAGAGUUCACUUCUAGGCAUCGUGGUGCAGGCGCCAAACCUCAGCUACGAGCGUGUGACAAAAUGUGACAUCUGUGUGACAACAACCGAUGCCUGAAUGAAAAAAUGAAAAACAACACGAAGCCUGCAGUGAAAUAGUGCCAUCAUACCAACAGAUAGAAGGUUGUGUCCAAGAGUGCUACACAUUAGCUGGGGCUAUAUACCAUUCCCAGAAUCAGAAUCAUUUCCAUUUUGCCUUUAUUCAUUGUUUGUGCCUCUGUUGAUUAAGCCUUUGGUAGUGUAGCCUAAUGACACCAGGUAUGGCAGUCUUACUUGGCAAUGGUCAGCCAUAGUUCAAACAGUAUACUGAUCACAGUACAACUAGUAUUCUUGAUUUGUGACAUAGAAUCGAUUUGUAUAAUUUGGAAUGGUCAAUAUACAUAUGGCAUUUGAAAAAAAGCAAGCAUAAUGGCCAAAGUAAAGUUUGUACCCAAAGAAGUAAUCGAUUAAUGUGCAAUACAGUCUCCUCAGUGUGCAUUUCUGAAUGUCAGAAUCAGUACCUAGGAAAAUAGGUUCUGGACUGACGUCUUUGCAUUCAAUGACAAACCAAAGCAUGAGUUGCUGGCAUAAUCUGGGGCAAUCGGGAUACAGUCAACAGCAACAAUUGUCAAUGGGCUUGGAUAAAAAGUACUUGUUAAUCCUUGAUCAAGGAUUUUUAGAAAUUUUGUUUCCAUUGUAUUUAAAUUUUGUUUACACAUGAUUUUAUCUCAUAUGAAAUGAAAUUUGAUUUUAGUUUGAAUCUUGUUUUAUCCCCCCAAAUUUAUCUUCAGUGAAGAGAAUGACAAAAACCUAGAAUGGGAUCAUCAGAUUACUGAAAUAUUUUUGUUAACAAGAACAGCAAAAUGAUAACAAUUUCAUAAGCUUAAUUUUUAGAAAGUAAACCAAACAUAAGAUUAUUUAAAUUUAAAUAAAAGACAUGUCACAAAAAAACAGGGUCCGUGGUAGAGGAACAAAUUAUACAGGAUCCAAAGUUACCUUGAUUUUUAAGGUGUUCAUUUUAAUAGAAAAAUUACGGGAAAUGUCAUCAUAGAGAAUGACAAUAAAUAUCAGCACAUCAUCAUCAUCAUCAUCAUCAUCAUCAUCAUGACCUCAUUUUCAUUGUUGAAGCAGGGUGCAUGUGAUUAAUAUUCUAAUGUAUUGGUUCUAGUAUUACAACAGUACUAUUUUGUGUAUGAAUAGUACUUCCAUGGUGGAAAUGUCUCAGUUUUUUAUAUGUAAAUGUCUGUAAGUUUGAUGGCUCUCUGCAAUCUCUCAUGUCCCAAUCAAGUAGAUGUGCUCAGAACAGGUUGUGUAACAGUUGUCUCCCUUCCCUGCCAGAACUUCCUGGGUUUGAAUCCCAGCUGUGAAAGUGUAAUGCCUUGGUUUUUGGUUUCUUUCCAUUCAUCAUAUUGUUCAGUUGCUUGAAUUCAAAGGAAACAAGAUAUAUGACAAUCUAGUCUGUUGGAAUUUGCAUUUUGAUGCACAGAAAAGGUGUGAACAGGGUUCAGGGUUAACAGUCUGAACCUUGAGGUUAACUGGUGCUGUAGAUGCUAACGGGUGCUUGAAAGAGCCUUAUUUGACAGAUUAUUGAAAUGCUAACCGGUGCUUGAAAGGCAAACAGCUGCUUGACAGGCUAACCGGUGCUUUAAAAGCAAACAGCUGCUUGAAAUGCUAACCGGUGCUUGAAAGGCUAACUGGUGCUUGAAAGAGACUAAUUUAACGGCUGUUUGAAAGAGGCUAAUUAAACGGCUGUUUGAAAGAGGCUAAUUUAACAGCUGCUUCAAAGGCUAAGUCAUGCUUGAGAGAUUGCAGAAAACUAUUUCUCCACAUCCUUGUGCUCUAUAGUUACCAUGGUUACAUCAAACCUUCACCACACAACCGAAUUCAUCUCCACCAAUCAGGAAUCUCACUGAAGAGUUUACAGAUGUUUUUGAAGACAGCCUACUGUUUUGUUUUCAAAUAUGAUUUUGAAAUAUCAAAGAUUUCAAUGACUUGCAGUAUCUGCUCUGUAUUCGUACCCCCCAGUGUGCAGGGUGUCUCUGGUACUGGGUUAGAUGGAGGGAAGCACAUGGACAGUUAAACACCCUUCCAACUGCAGUCAAAUUUUGUUAAAGAAGUUUUGUAAUGUUAAAGCACCCCAUUCAAAGUGAAAUUGAGGUAUGUUCCAAAAAGUUAUUUUCUUUUUGAGGUACACAAACCACUGAAAAUUUUAAUAUUGAGCAAGCUGAGAAUUUAUGCAUGUCAUACGUAAUUUUAAUGUUACGCAAAGCCUUCUUGGUAAAUAGAUAUGGCAAGUUUUGUUUGUGGAUGUCCUUUUGCUAUUCGCCUGUCGAACUGGUUCGACACUAGCAACACGGCCAGUGACACACUAUGUCUAAAUGGUUCCACAAUAGCGUUGAGAGCCUAAAUGAACAUCUGUUUCAUGUAGAACCAUUGAAGUGAACAAAAAAACAAAAUUCUUAAAUUUAUCUUCAGGGCUAGAAAAUAUUUUGUAUGUGUUUUUUUAUGACGUUAAAAAAGUAACCAGUUAUCCUAGCCUGUUUGAUUGUAAAAACUGGUACACCCAUUUCGAAACGCUUUAGUAUGUAUACUGAGAGAAAAAAGUUACGGAUCUUGAAUAUUUUGGUGGAUAUUUUUUUAAAUAGCAUGCUCUGUCUUCACUAAAAUAUCCGUCAAAAUAAUCAUGAUCACUGCCUCUUGUUAUUCAGUAUAUUUUUGUGAUAAGUAAAUCUGACUUGACAGCAGUUUUGUUUUUCACAUUUUGCACGUGCAUCUUGGCAUAUCUGUCGAUCAAUAACAGUGUGACGGAAGAAAGGCUGUUGAUCGAGCCUGGAUGUAAUGUAUUUGUAUGCUGAAUCCACCUCAAACAAUAUUUUUUGUAAAUAACUGAGAAUCGUAACCACACUGUCAACUGUGAUCUUCCUCUGGUGUGUCAUAAUGGAAUAUGUCGGACAUAGUUACACGACCAGCAUUGUUAGGGUGUGUGACAUUGUCUCCUUCAGGAUAAGAGUUUAAAAAAAGAAACAUGCUGUCCUUGACCUUAGUAAGUUGUUAUGUGAAGUAUUCUCAAAGGACCAGAUUUGGGGUAGAAGGUGCUGUGUUGAAAACAUUUGUCAGGGUAAGGCUUUUAGUACAGAUGUAAGGACAUUUGUGUUUGGAGUGAGAUGAUGGCGUUAUGAGAUUCAUCUGUCGUCACAGACUAAAGUGUCUGUUGCCGGUCAUACUGUGAGAGCUGAAAGAUUGUAAUACAAGUUUCAGCAGAUGCGGAACCUUUCAAAAAGAGGCUCACAAAAACGAAUCAAAUUGUUUUGAAGUAAGUUUUGUAAUUUUCUCUUUUAAGACAAAAUGCUUGUUCUUGAAUGAAACUGUUUUUUGCUGACUUUUCAAAAUCGCCAAAAAUGAUUCCUGGAAAAAACUACAGCAUUCGUAGCGCUAUCAUUGCUUUGUCAAACUAGUGCGAGGGCACGGGUAGCCUGGUCGUCUAAGGCGCCGUAAUUCGCUGUGCAGAGUUGCGUCCCUUGGGCACGCCAGAAACCUAUGAUUGUGGGUUUGAAUCCUGGUUCACCCCAAUUAUGUUUCUAGGUUUGUCAGCACCAUACCCGUGCU
Haliotis rufescens (red abalone) is the source of this 5416-nucleotide messenger RNA. Its product is annotated as protein DENND6A-like. Gene Ontology annotation, cellular component: recycling endosome. The record is from RefSeq and is a predicted model, not a curated record. NCBI's taxonomy places the organism in Eukaryota, Metazoa, Mollusca, Gastropoda, Lepetellida, Haliotidae. The transcript has 21 exons. Bases 3 to 1724 code for a protein of 573 amino acids. Gene Ontology annotation, molecular function: guanyl-nucleotide exchange factor activity.